Molecule: messenger RNA, 858 nt
Organism: Zonotrichia leucophrys gambelii
Lineage: Eukaryota; Metazoa; Chordata; Aves; Passeriformes; Passerellidae
Product: olfactory receptor 14J1-like
Exons: 4
Biological process (GO): G protein-coupled receptor signaling pathway
Cellular component (GO): membrane
Molecular function (GO): odorant binding; G protein-coupled receptor activity; olfactory receptor activity
Source: RefSeq, a predicted model, not a curated record
CACCUGCACACGCCCAUGUUCUUCUUCCUGCUCAACCUGGCCCUCACUGACCUGGGCAUGAUCUGCACCACUGUCUACUCAGGAUGUGCUGUUCAGCUGUUUUGUUUUGUGUUUUUCUUUUCAACAGAGAUUUCCCUCCUGACCAUCAUGUGUUACGACCGCUAUGUGUCCAUCUGCAAACCCCUGCACUACGGGACCCUCCUGGGCAGCAGAGCUUGUGCCCACAUGGCAGCAGCUGCCUGGGCCAGUGCCUUUCUCAAUGCUCUGCUGCACACAGGCAAUACAUUUUCCCUGCCCCUGUGCCAUGGCAAUGCCCUGGGCCAGUUCUUCUGUGAAAUCCCACAGAUCCUCAAUCUCUCCUGCUCCAAAUCCUACCUCAGGGAACUUGGGCUUCUGGUGUUUUCCAUUUCUUUAGGUUUUUGUUGUUUUGUGUUCAUGGUUUUCUCCUACGUGCAGAUCUUCAGGGCUGUGCUUAGGAUCCCCUCUGAGCAGGGACGGUACAAAGCCUUUUCUACCUGCCUCCCUCACCUGGCCGUGGUCACACUGUUCUUCAGCACUGGCACAUUUGCCUACCUGAAACCCUCCUCCAUCUCUUCCCCAUCCCUGGAUCUGGCCCUGUCAGUUCUGUACUCCGUGGUGCCUCCAGCCCUGAACCCCCUCAUUUACAGCCUCAGGAACCAGGAGCUCAAGGCGGCAGUGAGGGUCUUCUAUGGGAGACCACCUGAAAGUCAGGAGAAGUCCAGCCAGGCCGAGAGGGUCCACCUAAGAGUGAUUAUCACCUUGACAAUUACAUCUACUACGAUGAUCGACAGCGCCACCCUGAUGCAUGUGAAUGCUGACUUCCCCAAAGUCGACUGA